UCCGCAGGCCUCAGUGCGCUCUUCCGGCCAUUCAUACCCCUAGUCCCUGGGUCUUUGGAGCCUGAAUUCCGUGAACAGUCAGACCAGAAGGAAGGCUACGCCGCUAGGAUGAAGCUCGUGAGAUUUUUGAUGAAAUUGAGUCAUGAAACUGUAACCAUUGAAUUGAAGAAUGGAACACAAGUCCAUGGAACAAUCACAGGUGUAGAUGUUAGCAUGAAUACACACCUUAAAGCUGUGAAGAUGACCCUGAAGAACAGAGAACCUGUGCAGUUGGAAACAUUGAGCAUUCGAGGCAAUAAUAUUCGAUAUUUUAUUCUACCAGACAGCUUACCUCUAGAUACACUACUUGUGGAUGUUGAGCCUAAGGUGAAAUCUAAGAAAAGAGAAGCUGUUGCAGGAAGAGGCCGAGGCCGGGGUAGAGGAAGAGGACGUGGUCGCGGCAGAGGAAGAGGGGGUCCUAGGCGAUAAUGUCUCUCAAGAUUACUGUUCAAAGUGAUAAGGAAUUUGGGGAUAUUUUUUGUACAUGUUUUGUUUGUUUGUCAGUUUUUAAUAAACAUAAGCGUAGGGACAGAGUUGUCUGCUUAUCAAAUUAAAGUUUUAGUGUCUACGGUA
Grammomys surdaster is the source of this 612-nucleotide messenger RNA. RefSeq names its product small nuclear ribonucleoprotein D1 polypeptide (gene Snrpd1). Gene Ontology annotation, molecular function: RNA binding. Bases 109 to 468 code for a protein of 119 amino acids. Gene Ontology annotation, biological process: RNA processing; spliceosomal snRNP assembly. The transcript is spliced from 4 exons. Gene Ontology annotation, cellular component: SMN-Sm protein complex; U4 snRNP; pICln-Sm protein complex. Lineage: Eukaryota; Metazoa; Chordata; Mammalia; Rodentia; Muridae. The record is from RefSeq and is a predicted model, not a curated record.